AUGAGUAACGCGAGCGCGCAACCGGGGAGCGCGACCGGGACCUCCACCCCGUUCGCCACCGUGAACGUCAGUCCCUUCUUAUGGAAGACGUGGAACUUGGUGACGGACGAACAGUCGAACGAUGUCAUAGCGUGGAACGAGAACGGACGGACGUUUACGGUUUGGAAGCCGGAUGUGUUGGAAUCCGAGUACUUGCCGAAGACGUUCAAGCACUCAAACUUCGCGUCAUUCGUGCGACAGCUGAACAACUACGGGUUUCGAAAGUGUCACAGCGAUCGCUACGAGUUCGGCGUCGAGGGUUUCGAGCGCGGGAGACCGGAGCUGUUGACGACUUUGAAGAGGCACGACGCGCCGAGGUCGAAAAGAGGCGGCGCGUCUUCGUCGACUGCGAAAAAGGCGGGUGAGGGCUCCGGCGCCGGACGCGGCGGUGCCUCCAAAGGUCCUUCGUCGCUCGCACUCAAGGGUGAUUCCUUGGAGCUGGGACACUACGGCGGUCUGGCGAAUGAGCUGGAGUUUCUCAAGCGCGACCGCGCGUUGUUGGUGCAAGAGGUGAUGCGUCUGCGAGACGCGCAGUUACUACAGAGGGAAGAGGUGUCGAGGCUCCAGGCUCGGCUGGAGCACACGGAGAAUUUUCAAACUCAAAUGCGACAGUUCGUCCAGGCGGUGCACGACGGGGAGAACAUCUCGAGCGCGCUUCGCGAGAGCGGCUUGGCCGGGGCGAACGCCGCGCUCAGCGGCUCUCGCAAGCGCCGCGGCGCCCCGAGGUAUCUCCCGGCGCUCGAGACGGGGACCUCGGGGCAGACCCCGAGCUCGAACGACGCGGAGGAGCAUCCGCUCGGCUCGCUCGGCUCGCUCGGCUCGCCCAUCGGCGCGCUUUCUCUCGAGGAGAUUGCGGACGACGAUUUCGGCAUCCCGUCGACGACGCCCGGGGGAACGACGCUCACCCUACCGUGGAGCGACUUCCUUCCCGACGAUGACGCGCCGACGAAUGAGAGCCUUCGAUCGAUGGUGGAGCAGAUGGCGCGCGGUGAAGACGGCAAGUUCUCCGCCGACGCGCUCGAGGCGGGCGACGACACAUUUUCUGCGCUCGCUCGCAUGAACUCCGAGCAACUCAAUCGUCAGCUCAGUCUCUCGUUCCUUGACUCGGACGAGAUGAACGACAUGGUCCGCGAGCUUAGAAUUGAGGACGACGAAGCGAAAAAAUCCACCAAGAAUGGCGCGUCGAAGAGGCAGGUGCGCACGUAG
This is a messenger RNA of Ostreococcus tauri, 1245 nucleotides long. RefSeq names its product Heat shock transcription factor family. The coding region runs from base 1 to 1245 and encodes 414 amino acids. Gene Ontology annotation, biological process: regulation of DNA-templated transcription. NCBI's taxonomy places the organism in Eukaryota, Viridiplantae, Chlorophyta, Mamiellophyceae, Mamiellales, Bathycoccaceae. The transcript is spliced from 2 exons. The record is from RefSeq and is a predicted model, not a curated record. Gene Ontology annotation, molecular function: sequence-specific DNA binding; DNA-binding transcription factor activity.